UAUGUUCCUCACCCAGUUCCUGUAACAAACACACACACGGACUGUUUGCUACCGAGCCCCCAACCAACACUGCCCAGCACUGGCACCCAGCCACCCCGACUUCACCCUCCUCACCCCUCCUCCCAGUCUGCGAUAAAGUCCCUGAUAGCAGCAGCAGCAGCAGCCGCUCCGUCUGCGGCUAUAAAACACAACAAAUCAUAAAGUGCAGCAGGGAAGGCAGAGGAAGGAGGACGGGAGGAACCGUUAGCCUCGGUCCACUCCUCCUUCUUCUUCUUCAUCGCGUUAUCACUGUUGUUGUGUUUGUUAGUGCCCUCCUGUACUCCCCUCUCCUCUUCUUCUCCUCCUUCUUCUCCUUCCCACUUUUUUUUUUUUUUUUCUUACCAAUGAGUUCCUAUUUUGUAAACUCGUCGUUCCCGGUAAUACCGGGAACGACUGGAGGAGGCCAAGCGGCGUCGGCAGAGCCCUUCCUCGGUCAGAUCUCCCUGUAUUCAUCGGGAUACGCCGACCACCCCCUCCGACACUACCAGGGGGCGGCGGCGGUGACUGCGGCCGCGGCGGUGGCGUACAGUGCUCACCAGGAGAAGCCUUACCCAGCCUCCACCUUCUACCAGCAGGCUGCGAACGGAGCGUACGGUGGGCACCGGGCGGCUGGCUUGGCGGUUGGGGGCGCUAACGGACCCAGUGCAUGCGACUACGCCACAGCGGCAGCCGCGGCUGCGACGGCGGCCACGAACUUCUACCGAGACAAGGAACAUCCGUGCGGUCUGGACGAACACCAGCUCGUCCUGAGUCAGGACGGCAUGCACCGCAAAGUGGAGUGCGCCGGUCUUGGAGGAAAGGGACUCUUUGGAGAAGCGAUGGAUGACAAACAAACGGUGCCAACUCCCAUUUAUCCGUGGAUGCAGCGGAUGAACGCGUGUAACGGGACCUUCGGCAGCCCGGGGAGACGCGGCCGGCAGACCUACACGCGCUACCAAACCCUGGAGCUGGAGAAGGAGUUCCACUUUAACCGGUACCUCACGCGGCGACGGCGCAUCGAAAUUGCGCACGCGCUCUGCCUCACGGAGCGCCAGAUUAAAAUCUGGUUCCAGAACCGGAGGAUGAAGUGGAAGAAGGAGAACAAGCUGAUUAACUCAUCGUCUUCCUCCUCCUCCACGGUAAACGGUACAGAGGAGGAAGAGAAACGGACGGAGUGAAAGCGAAGAGAUGACGAAGACAUUUAAAAAAGAGGAGAAGGAUGAAAGGAAAUCCAUGCUGGUUAUUCCAAAUCUGGUUGAUAGGUGUGGACGUGUCGUGAGCCCACUGCUUCUUUCAUUUCCGUGUAGGAGGAACUGAGAUGCUUUUCUCCUUCACUUCUCUCCAGGGUCCGGGUCUCCUAAAACUCACUAUUGACUUAUAUUUAAAUGUUUUUUUAUUCCCAAAACAUUUAAAAGAGAAAAUGCAUUCUCAUAAACCAUAAAUGCUAAUUAUGCGGAGGAAUAAAACUUGAUAAAAGCAAAGAAAAUUUGAAAGAAAUAGACAUAAAAGUGUGUAUGUAUGUGUAUAAAAAUUGGCCUGUUUUUUUUUGUAAAUUCUGAACAAUAAUAAAGUUUCAGGAUGUGUAUUUUUAUCCUGAAAGGCGCAGAUCGCAUAUGAAGGUUAUAAGACGCUCAGAAACUAGAGCUCAUUUACAGCAUUCCAACGUAACUACCUAAAUUCUUACUGAAGCUGUUUUGUUUGUAUGAUUUUUAAGUAUUUUUUAGGCACUUGCUUUGAAGGAAACACUUCCUCGUUUUUUUGUUUCUUUCUUGUUUUUGUUAUAAUGAGUUGUAGGCCUAUCUUGUGUUCCUCACAUACCAAACCAACAGGGGAGGGAAGGGGAGUGGGUUCGCUGUACAUAUUGUAGCUAAAAUACAGAUUUAGAUAAAGGGAAAAAAUCAUUUGUAAUGUGAAAAUAUGUUUCUGUUUUAAAGGGUCUUAAAUGUUGUUUUUAGCUCUUAUUUUCCCACUUAGAUCUAAAGAAAAGCGCGUUGAGGUGUUGACCUACUGAUGUUCUCCAAACUACCCAAACACCUUAAGAAGAGUGUACAUUUGAUGGAAUUUGUAGGUUUAUUUUAGUGGGUUUUUUUGUUUUCUUUUUGUCCAGUACGUAUACUACCUAUGAGAAAUGUACAAUAAACUUUA
Molecule: messenger RNA, 2163 nt
Organism: Cyprinodon variegatus (sheepshead minnow)
Lineage: Eukaryota; Metazoa; Chordata; Actinopteri; Cyprinodontiformes; Cyprinodontidae
Product: homeobox protein Hox-B6a-like
Exons: 2
Coding region: 384-1196 (270 amino acids)
Biological process (GO): anterior/posterior pattern specification; regulation of transcription by RNA polymerase II
Cellular component (GO): nucleus
Molecular function (GO): RNA polymerase II cis-regulatory region sequence-specific DNA binding; DNA-binding transcription factor activity, RNA polymerase II-specific
Source: RefSeq, a predicted model, not a curated record